CAUGGGGUGAGAUGUCUGAUACUUGAAUCGAGCGCCUCUUUUUUUCGGCACGCGAUUAUCAAAAUUGCACAGCUGCCACCCACGUCUUGAGUAACUAGUUCUUCCUGAAAACGCCGCGCGGGGCUAUCGCGGGGAGUUAACAUGUCGCGAAAGCCAUCUCUUCUCUCUGGACAUUCUCACACGAAGAUGCGCGUUUGUUCGCGAGACUCCAGCAUACAUCAUGCGAGCGUAACGCGGCAUCAGGGCGUUUUCAUUGGCCGAGGGGCGCCUUUCCGUGAGGAGUGGAGGUUGUGCUAUGUAGAAGCUCUAAGCUCGGCGGUCGGCAUGUUGGUAUGACGAAAUGCGAGACCAUAAUAAAUCCCGAGCUUCCCCAGCCAGAGUUCCACCAGCUUCUAACCACCAUAACACACCCAACACUCAAUUGAAUCCAAAACAUCAAUUGAAGCCAUCAUGAACACCACUCUCCUCCGCACAUCUGCCCUGCGCUCGGCUGCGAGGGCCGCCGCUCCCGUCACCUCCCGUGCUGGUCUCGCUGGCACCACAUUCGUUCGUGGCAAGGCCACCCUGCCCGAUCUCCCAUACGACUAUGGCGCGCUCGAGCCCUCCAUCUCCGGCAAGAUCAUGGAACUGCACCACAAGAACCACCACAACACCUACGUAACCUCGUUCAACAACUUCAGCGAGCAAAUCGCCGAGGCCAAGCAAAAGGAAGACAUCAAGGCACAGAUUGCGCUGCAGCCGUUGAUCAACUUCCACGGCGGCGGUCACAUCAACCACAGCCUCUUCUGGGAGAACCUCGCGCCUACCAACCAGGGUGGUGGUGAGCCUCCUUCUGGCGCGCUAUCUGCUGCCAUCAACAACAGCUACGGCAGCCUUGAUGCCUUCAAGGAGAAGUUCAACACUGCGCUUGCGGGUAUCCAGGGCAGCGGCUGGGCGUGGUUGGUCCAGGACACGCAGACUGGAGCUAUCCAGAUCAGGACGUAUGCCAACCAGGACCCCGUCGUCGGUCAAUUCCGUCCUAUUCUGGGUGUUGACGCCUGGGAGCACGCCUACUACCUCGACUACCAGAACCGCAAGGCCGAGUACUUCAAGGCCAUCUGGAACGUCAUCAACUGGAAGGCCGCUGAGAAGCGCUUCCAGUAGACAUGACGUCUCACGGCAGGGCAACGUUCCUAACUCGCCGUUUAGUUGAAGAUAGUCUUGAUAGUGUGUAUAGUGUAGUAAUGCAAG
This is a messenger RNA of Alternaria alternata, 1230 nucleotides long. RefSeq names its product manganese and iron superoxide dismutase. The record is from RefSeq and is a predicted model, not a curated record. The transcript has 3 exons. Gene Ontology annotation, cellular component: mitochondrion. Gene Ontology annotation, biological process: superoxide metabolic process. The coding region runs from base 451 to 1143 and encodes 230 amino acids. Gene Ontology annotation, molecular function: metal ion binding; superoxide dismutase activity. Lineage: Eukaryota; Fungi; Ascomycota; Dothideomycetes; Pleosporales; Pleosporaceae.